Molecule: messenger RNA, 1138 nt
Organism: Elaeis guineensis (African oil palm)
Lineage: Eukaryota; Viridiplantae; Streptophyta; Magnoliopsida; Arecales; Arecaceae
Source: RefSeq, a predicted model, not a curated record
UUUCUUUUCAUUGAUAUUUUUAGAACUUUUGUCCAGUAUCGGCACAAAGUGGGUGAGAAGGAAUGGAUUGCGCGAAAACAUAUUGAGACAAAAUCCCUUAUUCCCCGAUUAGUUUAUCUAUCAAUCUGGUCCUCUUCUUCUUCUCUGAAGGAAAAUCUUGAGACUAAUGGUUCUACAACGGUCAUCGUUGAAAUGAAGUGUCUGCUGGAGAGAUAUGCAAGUAACAUUGGUCUUCCUUUUGAUGAUGCAAUUGAUGUGAUUCUUGGGAUAGCGAAGGGGCAAAAGCCCUUCAAGCUGGAUAAAUUUCGCCAUUUUUGUCAAUGCAUGGAAUUUGUGCUCCCGUCACCCUGGGCUUGUUAAUGAAGAUGGAUGCAGUCUAGGAUCAUGGCACGUUGUAAAAAUAUUGGUCAAGAGUUGCAUCACUGAGCUGUUGAUGCAGGCACAACUGAUGCUGACAAGUCCUGGAAGCAUUGUUCCAGUUCUGGUGCAAUUGGUAACAGAAUCUUUUGCUUGGCACAUUCUAAUAAUCCAGUCGUGUAUAAAAGCAACGGUUCCAUCUGGAAAGAAGAAAAAGAAAGGUGGUGCGGUGGAUCAAAUGAACUCACCCCACUUGCAGGCAAUAUAUGAUUCAAUUCAGUGUUUAAGCAAUGCAAUACAAGGGAUCCAAAAAUGGGUAGAUGAUCAAAUCAAUAAGCCCGAAGAUCGAAAUUUGGAUAUUCUAUUGUCUCAUGUGCAAUUGAGGGACUGUGAGGAGGGGCCCGGCUGUGUGCUCCAGAUUUUAGAAGAGAGUGCAUCUGCAGACAACUCUGAACUUGGUGAUAGGAUAUCCAGAGCUCUACAGUCAUGGAAUUCUGCCAAUGCAGUGAGAAAAAUAGGAGAGGCACAAAAUAAAUUGCUAUCAUGUUUCCAUCACAUAUGUGGUUCGAAGUUGAAGCUGUUGGAGUCGUUGAAGCAGUCAGUGUAGGGAAGAGAAUUAUGGCAGGACCAUCAGGUGGCGCACCAUCAGGGUUUUCUGCAUGCAUUCGGUUCUGUUCUGGUGUUUGGUAGGAGAGGUUCCCGCUGAAUGGCUAUCGGUAUCGACCUCCAUGCUUUGCACCUUCGCAGUGAGAAUUUUGAUUUCUUAUUUUUUUUUUUUUUU